AACCGGCGGAAAGGAACAGUUCUCGGUGUCUCGUUCCUGAUCUUGGGGGUUUACCUGCCCACGCCACACUAUGGCAUCGUCAGAGCUAAAAGUCAUCAUUGUCGGAGGGUCCAUCGCGGGACUGACGCUGGCUCACUUCCUUGAGCGCGCUGGAAUCAAAUAUGUGGUUCUCGAGAAAGGCAGCAAUCCUGCCCCCCAAGUGGGUGCCUCGAUUGGUAUCUUGCCCAAUGGGGCGCGGAUCUUGGACCAGCUUCAGCUAUACGACGAGGUGGAAUCGCAUAUUGAGCCUCUGGAGACCGCCACUAUGUGUUAUCCGGACGGGUUCACCUUUCAUAGCUCGUACCCCAAGCUCAUACACCAGAGGUUUGGAUACCCAAUUAUGUUCCUAGACCGACAGAAGCUUCUGGAGAUUUUGUACACUCGACUCCCCAAUCCGGGGAAUAUCCACCUCAACCGCCGCGUCACCGGGGUUGAAAGCUUCCCGGGUGGAGCGACGGUGACAACGGCGGAUGGGACACGAUAUACCGGCCACCUGGUGCUCGGCGCCGAUGGCGUUCACAGCCCCGUACGCGCCGAGAUUUGGAAAGCAGACCGAAAGGGGAUUGGGUUGAAAGAGAAAACAGACAUGGCAGUGGAAUACCGUUGUCUCUUUGGAAUCUCAUCUCCCAUCCAAGGAUUGGAAGUGGGAAACCAGAUCAACGCCUUUUUCGACCAUGCCACGAUAGUGACUAUCCACGGGAGAAACGGCCGUUUUUACUGGUUCCUGAUCGAGAAACUCGCUCGUCGGUAUGUCUACCCAGAUGUUCCUCGCUUCACAGAAAAAGACGUGGCGUCCGUGGCCAAUCAAUACCGAGAGCGCCGGUUCUACCAAGACAUCACGUUUGGUCAGGUCUGGGACGCGCGAGAAACCGUCUCCAUGACCGCGCUGGAGGAGAAUGUCUUUUCAACCUGGCAUCACGGACGCAUGGCGCUUCUAGGGGACAGUGUUCACAAGAUGACACCGAAUAUCGGCCAGGGAGCAAAUAUGGCGAUCGAAGACGCCGCCGUCAUCACCAAUCUCCUGAUCAACUGCACGAGAGCAACGCAGAAACCCCCCACCGACUCGCAAGUCGAGUCCAUUUUCGAUCAGUAUCGUCGAAUCCGCUACGACCGGGUUCGGACCGUCUACCAGACCUCUCGAUUUCUGGUCCGCUUCCAGGCUCGGGAUGGCUUCUUCAACACCCUCUUUGGGCGCUAUUUUGUUCCCUACGCAGGCGACCUGCCCGCGGACAUGGCCUCCAAGACCAUCGCGGCCGGCGAGGUUUGCCAGUUCCUCCCAGUCCCAGCACGCGGUGGGCACGGAUGGCAUAUCUAUCAACCCAGGGGAUGGUCUUACCGGCAACUAGUUCCUCUGGCGUUGCUUUUGGUUUCUGUUCUUUCCAUGGUGGUCUUGCAUAGUGGGGUUUAUAGAUGUAUCUGGACGCUUUGGGAGGUGUAGAAUAGGCCAUUGAAGGUGAC
Molecule: messenger RNA, 1497 nt
Organism: Aspergillus candidus
Lineage: Eukaryota; Fungi; Ascomycota; Eurotiomycetes; Eurotiales; Aspergillaceae
Product: FAD-dependent oxidoreductase
Exons: 4
Coding region: 71-1477 (468 amino acids)
Molecular function (GO): FAD binding
Source: RefSeq, a predicted model, not a curated record